AUGCUACUCGCAUCCUUAUUCUCGGCUCAAAUCUAUGGCACUACUUUCUUCAAGUUUGAUCGAGUGUCGCCGGAACUAGGCAUGGUUUUCACCACCUUGAUACCCCUGAUAUUCGUUUUCGAGAUUGGUCAUCUCGUUGGUCAUUUUUUUGGAGUGAAGAGAACCAUGCUACUUGGAUUCUGCUUCGUAGCAGUGUUGCCCAGUUUGGUCAAACUUUGUCAGUACACCCACUCUGACGGUCUUCUUACAAUUGCAAGUUCGAUCCAGCCUUUUUGUUUGCUUCCUCUUGUUGGUGCUAAGGAGCUUUUCAAAUACCACUUCAAGGUCAAAGGCGGAAAGUUGUUUCUUGUGGGCAUAAUCUCAAUCUUGGUGGCGUUCCAGAUAAGCUCAGAUUUGCUAGUGCCUGUUCCAGCACAGUGGCAUGAAAGUAUCAUUUUUGGCUACGGUCUCGUAAUGAGUCUUUUGUUCCACUUCUUUGUCGCCGAUACUCCUCGGCUUGGAAGACCAUCUUUUGCAGGUAUCAAGCCUCAAUUGACUGGAUUGGUGGGAUUCUUGCUUGUCAACUCGUUUUGGAUCCACCAUGCUGACAAUAUUGUCUUCGAUUCGGAAAUCUACGCUUUGCUGAAAGUUUGUUUCGUUCUUGAUUUGUUGUGCUUUGUGGUUGUGUUGUACGGAUUCCCAUGGCGGUGGAGACAAGGGCGUACUGAACGGAAGGAGAUACUGAAAUGGGCUCAAGAGUUUGGCAAGGACGAAAAGGCUACUAUUUGA
Messenger RNA from Candidozyma pseudohaemuli, 768 nucleotides. RefSeq lists its product as uncharacterized. The transcript has a single exon. The record is from RefSeq and is a predicted model, not a curated record. The coding region runs from base 1 to 768 and encodes 255 amino acids. Lineage: Eukaryota; Fungi; Ascomycota; Pichiomycetes; Serinales; Metschnikowiaceae.